AGAAAUGCACACCGGAAGUCGUCGGGGGAAAAUGUCAGCGCCAUGAAGCGAAUUGUAGCAACGUGAUUUGGCCAAUAUCACACUUUUUUUCAUCUAUACACUUAAGAUUAUGGUAAAGCUGACUCUAAUGUAUGAAAUGUGAAUUGGAUAAGUGUCCUUCAUACAGAGGUAUACUAAAUUGUAUUUUCGGAGCCGCUUCAACCAACAAUCUUCUUUGCUUCGGAAGCACGCUGAAAGCCAGCCUUCGUGUUUCAGUCACUACACCAGACCACAUUGCAGAAGUGAAGUGCCAGGCAAUGGCGUCGUUUAAACCUACGAAAAUCCCACUGGUCCAGCAUCUUGGAGAGAAAGUCACAGAGGACACUCGCUACUGGAAGAGUUUCAAAACCACAGUGCAGGUGAAGGAGUUCGGUGCCAUCUCUAAGAUUGACUUUUCUCCACUGCCACCCCACAACUAUGCUGUUACUGCGUCUACCAGGGUUCAGAUAUACGGGCCACACUCACAGGAGCCCCAGCGGAGUUUCACUCGCUUCAAAAGCACAGCGUAUGGCGGGAGUUUCCGUGGCGACGGGCAUCUCCUGGUCACUGGGAGUGAGGAGGGGCUGAUCCGCUUGUUUGAUGUUGGGGGGCGAGUGGCCCUCCGCCAGUACUCAGGACACAGCAAGGCAGUGAGAGUGACAUCAUUUCUGUCGGACGGCUUCCGCAUCGCGUCGGGCUCUGAUGACCUCACGUGUCGCGUGUGGGAUGUGUCAACGGAACAGGAGCUGCUGCGCUUCAGCGAGCACACUGACUACAUCCGAGCUCUCGCCACCAGCGCACGCAGCCAUGACCUCUUCAUCACCGGCUCGUACGACCACACGGUGCGUGUGUAUGACGCCCGGCUGGAGAAGUGUGUGAUGAGCAUGGAGCACGGACAGCCAGUGGAGAGUGUGUUACUCUACCCCUCGGAUGGGCUGCUUGUGUCCACAGGUGGGCGCUAUGUGAAGAUCUGGGACAUGCUUAAAGGCGGCCAACAGCUGGUGUCUCUGAAGAAUCAUCACAAGACCGUCACGUGUGUGUGUAUGAGUGAGCAGUCCAACCGCCUGCUCACAGGAUCACUCGACAGGCAUGUGAAGGUGUAUAACUCCUCCUAUAAGGUGGUCCACAGCUUUGAAAAUGCUGCAUCUAUUCUCAGUAUGGCUAUUUCACCAGAUGAUGGUGUUCUGGCUGUGGGGAUGACCAACGGAGUCCUCAGCGUCCGCCACAGGAAGUCCUCAAUGGAGAAACAGGAGGCGGACAGGAAGAGGCGGGCCCCAGCCUACCGUGUGUUUGUUAAGGGCAGGAAUUACAUCCCCAAACAGGAUGACUUCCUGGUGAAGAAGUCUGCUGCCCUGCAGUACCUCAGCAAACACGACAAACACCUCAAGAGCUUCUCCGUGACCAAAGCCCUCGACUCUGCACUAGAGAUGUCAAUGCGCAAACGCAAGCCGGAGGUGUGUGUAGGGGUGCUGCAGGAGCUGGAACGCAGAGGAACGCUGAAGAACGCUCUCUCAGGCCGAGACGAGAAGAGCCUCGUACAACUGCAGAGGUUUCUCCUCAAGUUCAUCACUGACCCACAGUUCUCUCCCAUCCUGCAGAAAGUGGCUGAUAUGCUCAUAGACAUCUACCAGGCGGUGGUGUGUGAGUCCGUGGUGGUGGAGCGUCUGUUCCAGGAGCUGCUGGACUGCGUGUCUCGGGAGGUGGACUACCAGCGCGACCUGAUGCAGGUGCUGGGAAUGCUGGACACACUCUUCGCCUCCUCCACCCCCUGCUCCAGGGUCAUGACCUCUCUCAGCCCUGCCUCCAGGGUCACGACCUCUCUCAGCCCCGCCUCCCUCAUGACCGCACCGCUGGCAGAGCCUCAGAUGCAGCCUGCGUGAUGGCCCAUGAUCCUCUCUGGCAAGGUCAUGUGACCAUACUGUGGACUAUGAGUGAGAGAGAGAGGCACGGAGAGGGUGACGCCAUGGCAACAGCUCAGGCUCCAUCUGGCAGAGGAGGAUGAAGAAGAUGAGGAAGGUGGAUGAGUGCCUGUGCCGUCAUGUGCUCAUGCUGCCCUAUAUUGGCUAAGAUCGUACGUGUGUGUGUGACUGUACAUGUGUGUGUGUAUGUGUACAUGCAUACGGUUUUCGUGUGUGUGUGUAUGUGUACAUGCAUAUGUUUUUUUGUGUGCG
Messenger RNA from Clupea harengus (Atlantic herring), 2189 nucleotides. It is a transcript of the gene utp15, whose product is annotated as UTP15 small subunit processome component. The record is from RefSeq and is a predicted model, not a curated record. Gene Ontology annotation, biological process: positive regulation of transcription by RNA polymerase I; rRNA processing. Gene Ontology annotation, cellular component: nucleolus. Gene Ontology annotation, molecular function: protein binding. Lineage: Eukaryota; Metazoa; Chordata; Actinopteri; Clupeiformes; Clupeidae.